ACUGCGGGCACCGAGUCGUCUGGCGGAACAGCGGGCACCGAGUCUUCUGGCAAGACUGCGGGCACCGAGUCGUCUGGCAAGACUGCGGGCACCGAGUCGUCUGGCAAGACUGCGGGCACCGAGUCGUCUGGCAAGACUGCGGGCACCGAGUCGUCUGGCAAGACUGCGGGCACUGGGUCACCAGGCAUCAGGUCAUUUGGCUUGCCAGCGGGCACCGCGUCAUCUGGCAAGGCAGUGGGCACCGGGUCACCAGGUAUGACAGCGGGCUCUGAGUCAAUUGGCACGACAGCGGGCACUGGAUCAGGUACCGGAUCAUCUGGAUCAACAGCGGGCAUCGAGUCAACUGGCCUAAUAGGAUCGUCGGGCUGGAUCAGCGAGUAGAGGCUUCAUGCUGAGUAGAGGCAUCGGGCU
This is a messenger RNA of Staurois parvus, 411 nucleotides long. Lineage: Eukaryota; Metazoa; Chordata; Amphibia; Anura; Ranidae. The record is from the annotation of a GenBank genome assembly.